CUUUUCCAAAGCACUACCUCGAAUAAAAAUGUACAACCCCCGCAGCAAGUAGCGUAACAACCAGGCGAAUCAAAACUCAACAAAAAAAAACCAUUCCUUAUUACAAACCAAACAUAAUUCACAUCAUCUCAAUUCUCACAUUCUCACCCCUCCCAAACAUUUCUCUCUCCUCAAAACCCCCUUCUUCAUCCAAGCUACACUUUCAUCAUCAAUGGAGUUCACACCACAACAACUUAAACAGUACGAUGGAAGUGACCCAUCAAAGCCCAUUUACGUCGCAAUUAAGGGUCGGGUUUUCGACGUUAGUACUGGCAACAACUUUUAUGGGCCUGGAGGUGCAUACGCCAUGUUUUCUGGCAAAGAUGCAAGUAGAGCUCUUGCUAAGAUGAGUAAGAAUGAAGACGACGUCGUUUCUUCCAUUGAUGGACUUUCUCAGAAAGAACUUGAUGUUCUUGCUGAUUGGGAGAGGAAAUUUGAAGCUAAGUACCCUGUUGUUGGCCGUGUUGUUUAAAACUUUUAAAGAAAUUAUAGAGUAUGGUUUUAUUUUACGCUGUAUGUUAAUAAUUUCAUGGGUUAAAUGAUGUAUUGUUGUUAUCUCAUGUGUUGGAUUGUUAAAGUGUCUAACUUUGUUGAAUUGUUGCUGGUGUAAUUUGAGUUUCUGGGUUGUUAAUGGAUUUAUGUGAUAUUACUGAUAUUUGGUA
This is a messenger RNA of Beta vulgaris subsp. vulgaris (sugar beet), 701 nucleotides long. RefSeq names its product probable steroid-binding protein 3. The record is from RefSeq and is a predicted model, not a curated record. Gene Ontology annotation, cellular component: membrane; endomembrane system. The transcript has a single exon. The coding region runs from base 212 to 511 and encodes 99 amino acids. NCBI's taxonomy places the organism in Eukaryota, Viridiplantae, Streptophyta, Magnoliopsida, Caryophyllales, Amaranthaceae.